AAUUUAUUAUAAAAUAUGCUAAGCACGUUUCAGCGUUUUCAAGACCGCGAUGCAAAGUCGUCUCGCUUCCAAAACUAUCACGCAAUCAAGCAAUCGAGCUCUCGUCAAACACACAAGAAAAGAUUCAAAAGAGGAGAGAUUUUAAAUCGUCCUCGAUUUUUAUCCCUGGGUACGGAUUUUAGAAGACGUUUUGCCCCGUCAGUUUUCAAUCCUGUAAGACCUUUUAGUCAAGAAGGUAUUUUGCACAAUCCUCGGCAGAGGUUCGAGACUGUGUGGAGACUUUCAGAGCAGGAGAAAACAACAAAGCGAACAACUCAUCAAUCGAAGAGAAGAUCAUUAACAGCAGGGAAAAUGGCAACCAAAUCACUCAAAACCAGUGAAUUCCAAAAGAAGAGAAGAUCAAGAGAUGCAGCGCGAUCAAGGAGGGGACAACAGAAUGACGAGUUUGUGGAACUAGCCAAUCAGCUGCCUCUUCCAGUUGGCCUGGCAUCGCAGCUGGACAGACUCUGCAUCAUGCGCCUCGUCAACAGCUACAUUAAAAUCAAAAACCUUCUUCAGACCCUUGUCACACAAGAUGUGAAGAAAAUUGUAUCUCUGAAUGUGUCAGAUACCAACGUUUAUGACAAGUCUUCACUGGAGGCAUUGGAUGGCUUUGUCUUUGUGGUAACACCUGAUGGCCAGUGCAUUUAUGUGUCAGACAAUAUCAACCACUACAUGGGUCUCACACAGAUUGAAGUAACUGGUAACAGUUUCUACAAAUACAUUCACCCUUGUGAUCAUGAAGAGCUAUCCAAUCAGCUUGGAGGGCAGAUUCCACUGGAAGACAUGGAAAUCUUUGAUGGCCUUUUCUGCUCCGAUUCCGUGUUCAUGAUGAGCAACCACCUCAAGGGAGGAUCAAAAAAUGUUGUUCAUGAGAAUCCACACAAGUCAUUCUUCCUGCGCAUGAAAAGCACUUUGACAAGCAGGGGGAAGAACGUGAACCUCCGAGCAUCAACCUACAGGGUGGUUCACUGUACAGGCUGCAUGAAAAUGCAGGUCAGAGUCUCAGAAAAUGGUGAGGAGGAGCAAGUGCCAAUGUUUUUGGUAGGCAUUGGAGUACCGCUGAUGUUCAGCUCCACGUUUGAGGUUCCACUGGACAGAGCAACAUUCACCAGUCGUCACAGCCUUGACAUGAAUUUCCUGUCAUGUGAUGAAAGUGUUGCAGACCUGCUUGGUUUCACGCCUGCAGAGAUUGUCGGCAAGUCUUGGUACCAUUUCCAACAUGCUUGUGACCUGGACACUGCACUAACAUGCCACAAGACAUUGCUCACCAAGGGACAGUCAGUAAGCAAGUACUACCGCUUCUUGGUGCGCAAUGGAGGCUGGGUGUGGCUACAGACCAAAGCCAAUAUAGUUUACGACAGCAAAACAUGCCAGCCACAAUUUGUGCUGUGCACAAAUUACAUCAUCAUGAGAACGGACAAGCAGGAUUACAUUCUGUCCUCAGAGCAAUUGAACCCAGUGCCUGCUCCACUGGGACUGGACUUAGUGGUGAAAAAAGAAAAUGUGAAAGGCAGGGGGACAAGGAGAAAACACUCCAUUGUGUUAGAAGAACGCACUAAGCUGCUCAAGGCCACCGCACAUGAACAGCGUCCCAGUGGAGAUAUCGUUCCAAAGAAGGAGACCAACCUUGACGCAUGCUGUUUGAGGGCGCCAUCAAAAUCCAUUGCUAAGAAGUCUUGUCAGUGUCUGGAGGAUGUUGACUGCGAGCACAUGAAUUUUCAAGACUGCCUGCCUGUAGCAUGGGACACCAAUGAAGAAGUUAUCACACAACAGCAAAAAUAUGAAAACAUGCUGCACAGCCAUUAUGGCCUCAUCGACUCUUCUCAGCCCUCUACUCCAGGAGGCAGCACCACUGAUAACAGAACACCGUACAUUCCUUCACCAAGUGACGACCAAAAGAUUAGUGCAGACAAAGAGAAAGAGGCGCAAGAGGAAGAAGAAAACUUUGAUGAGCGUGCACCAUUCAUUCCUUUGUCAAUAGUCGACUCAGGAUUGGACUGCGACGACGACUUACUAGUUGAAAUUCCUUUCAUUGAUUCACCAAUGACACCAUCGUCAUGGCUGCUUAAUGCAGAGGAGAGCAUUCCUUCUCCAGGAAGUGUAUCUAUGACACCACCACCAACAGGCAGACCCACUGUUCCUUACACCCGCCCACCAAGUUUCUCCAACUCGUCUUCACCAGUCACAUCACGGAAAGGCAUACCCACAGCUGUGAAACGAAAUGGUUAUGUGACAAAUGAAGUCGUGUCCAAAGGGAAGGCAUUCUUUCCAAGCCUCACAUCGUGGGAAGCCGAGCUCAAUGCUCCAGUUCAGAAUACGCUUCUUCAGGGGGAGGAACUCCUAAGAGCUCUUGAAUGUGGAGAUUUUUUGUGAACUAAGAACUAUAAAAAUGAACUAUAUAAUCAUUCCAUAGAUCACCAGCUGUAGGUACCGACUGAAAUGCAACUUGAAAAGUUGUUGACAUUUUAUUUGUUAGAUUGUUGUACUAUAUGCAUUUAAUUAUUGAAGAAGCCUUCAUCACCAUAAAGGGGUUUUACAGAAGUGUUCUGAAGCAUUGUCAGAAACAUGACACUAAUAUUUCUUUUUUAAGGGGAUUCCGAUUAUUACUUGUAUAUACACAUACGCCUUUGGUUAACUCUUGGAUUUCAUUACCAACUGGGGAAGUGUCAUCAGCACAACAUCUUCAAAAACAGCUUUGACUCAUGGAGAUAGCCAUCAGAAACUGUGACACAAAGAAAGUGUACAAUAUUUCUUUGGCAUUUCACCAACUUGACAGUGAUGGUUGAUGCUGCAAAAAGUUUCUAACUGUUAAACAUUUCUUGUUAUGACACUGACCACCUCUAUUGCAAGUUGACUUACCUAACAACCGAGCUAAACUCCUUUCUAAAAACCCAGCAGUCGUACACUUAGAUUUCUACUAAUUUCACAUUCAGUCAGGUCUUAGAAUCCCCUUCAUGUUGGUAACGUAGUUACAAGUAUUAGGGGAUGUUGGUAAUGUUGUUGUUAGGGACCUUGUGUGAUUUUAUGUAGUUCAUAGAUUGAUAGCUUUUAAUUAAAAGUAUUUGUAGUUUGCUAAAUAAUAUUUACAUGUACAUUGUAGCUAGAAUGUAUUCUAGGGUAUAUUACAAGCAUUUUAACCAUCGUCAAUUUUCACAUUUCAUUUUUCACGCUUUUCUUUGAUUUCUCUUUUUUUUUCUUGUCGUGGCAGGCAGAGUGGCUUGUUGGUUAAUGCAGUAAACUGUGGUCUAAGCAGUCUGAGUUUAAAGGAACUCUAUCACAGUAUUUUGAGUUAUUUUGGUCACAUACAAAAUAACCUUUAAAUUGAAGGAAAGCUGAAAAUAGUGGUUAACCAAGAGAAACACCAAAGAGAUAUUAAUAAACCAUAAAGGAACAAGGAUGGUUAAGGAUGGAGAAGA
Orbicella faveolata is the source of this 3458-nucleotide messenger RNA. RefSeq names its product hypoxia-inducible factor 1-alpha-like. The record is from RefSeq and is a predicted model, not a curated record. NCBI's taxonomy places the organism in Eukaryota, Metazoa, Cnidaria, Anthozoa, Scleractinia, Merulinidae. Gene Ontology annotation, cellular component: cytoplasm; nucleus; transcription regulator complex. Gene Ontology annotation, biological process: cellular response to hypoxia; regulation of transcription by RNA polymerase II. Gene Ontology annotation, molecular function: DNA-binding transcription factor activity, RNA polymerase II-specific; RNA polymerase II transcription regulatory region sequence-specific DNA binding; protein dimerization activity.